GUACGAUGCGUCUGCUCGAAUUUGAAACCCCCUCUUUCAUUUUUGUAAUGCUUUUUAAAAAAAAAAAAACAAUUAUUUUGAACCGUGACACCAAUAAAGAAAAAACUUAAAAAAAAAAAAAAAAGUUAUAUUUUUGCAAAAGUUCUUUUUUUUUUUUAUAUACAGACAAAAAUAUAAACUGUAUCUAAAAAAUCAAAUAACUCAAUUUGAAAAAAGUCAAAAUGAAAUAAAAAUGAACUCAAUAUAACUUGAACUGUUUGAACCCUGGGAAGUCGACGUUCUGUUUUCUUCGGAACGUUCUUUUGCAUUUAUACACGGUUUGCCGACGAAACCUUCGAUGGCGCAAAAAAAUGUCAACAUUUGAUUUGACUGUUUUAAGAGCGGCGUAAUCUUCAUCUUUCCGAUGACAUUACGAACAAACUGAAUUCAAUACCGGUUUGUUUUCCAAAGUCACAGCAAAAGAGCCGCUCGCGGCUCCUCCCCCGGAGCCCCGCAAGCACCGCGAGCUGAGCCCAAGUUGGGGUUGGAAACGUUGUGGGGGGGGCAGAGCAGUCAUCAUCGUCAUCAUCAUCAUCAUUUGCACCGCGCUCGACCUCCUCCAGGCUUUUGCAUUUCUAAAGUUGCCGGGCGGAGUCUCCCUAUGUCCCCCUACCCCUAAGAAGCCUUUUGGAUUCAAGAUAAAACCUCUGAAACCAACAAGAAGAGUCCAGUUGCCUUCAUUCAACCUUUGCGGAAUCUUUGAAAUGUGUUAAUAAUGAACAAUAACAGCCCUUAUCAGAGGGGUCCGGCGUCCCGUACUCCCGAGGGACACGGUCGAAGGCCACAAAACACACGUAGACCGGUUCGGCGAACUCCCACGCGGUCUCCGGAACCCUGCCGAGGGUGUCGAGCCGGUCCGCGGAACGAAAACCGCACCGGUCCUCCCGAAUCUGAGAUUCAACCUCCCGUCGGACCCUCCUCCCCAGAACCCCUGAAUCGACCUUAGGAGCGUGAUCCCCAGCAAUUUCGCUGAUUUUCCAAGCCCCGCACAAUAUCGUGUACAAUGACGAUGUAGACGCCAGAAGCACCACGUGAAAGAUCAGACUCUCUUCGUUCAUCAGGAAAAACAAGUUUAUCUCCGGCUGAAAGCGUUCUGGAGUCAUCAGCAGUCAAAUAUAGGCGACUUUCAGCCACGUCCGUUUGUGAAGGGAGAAAAAAGCCUUUUUGCGAAAGCACACACGUCGAUCGAGCGCAACAAUGACUUUUGACACCGAUGGGAAAAUCUCAAACAUCUGAACAGAAAAUCGCACCGACAAAGUACUUUUGACAGGAAAAAGCGACAAAAAUGCAGGAACAAACGGGGAUGCAGUUUGUUGCCUCAAUAGUCCAGGCAUUUAUUACCUUGCGCAUAAAACCGAGCAAAGUUUUAGCCACAUCUUAUUUUAUUCUUCUAUAACUAUUAGGAUCAAAACACGUUGUUGAAAUUGCUGCCGUGGGACGUGGACAAAAAAACGUUCGAUUCGCUUUUUUGUCUGCACUGCGUACUGGAAUGGGAGUGGAACGUCUGCUGGAUGCAGAACUUGUAACUUGAAACAAAUACCAUGACUCGAGAAUACGUUUUAUUGAUGACAUGUUUGGCAAGGGUUCAAAAAAGAUUUUUCUUCUUGGCAAUCCUAAAAGACGCUCGACUCUGCGGGUGUUGAAUUCCUGCAAGAGGCUGGCAACCGAUGUCAACUAGCGGGACAAAAUUGAAGGAUUGAAGGAGCGCGUUUGCUCGCUAAAUGUAGCGAACGCGAGCUGCCAACGAGUUAGCUUCGUCGAUCUCCACCGGAGGAAGCUCGUCUGGCUGCCCCAAUGGGAGUUGGCUAUCCGACGGUUCCGGAUCCCGUUUAUUGAAAUCCCGGUCGGCAGACGAUCAGGCAGCAAGCGGCCGAGAGCAUCUCGCUAUACGUGCGGGCCGGCGUUUUGCACGAUCGCUUCUCGGAGCGUCAUCCUUUAUUCCCCGCAUGAUCUUUGGCCUCGCAGGAAUAUUUUUCUUGCCUUGGAGCAAUAAGUUUCUAGUACCGAAGGUUUUUUCAACUUCAUCCCUGUCUUCACCAGAGUGUCCAAGACAUGCGGCCGCAUGUGUCCUAGGGUGUCCUGGUGCCAAGUGCAGGCGUGGACACCCUUAUGUCUGAACACAGUGUUCGUUAUGGACAGUCCACGGCGAGCACAGAAGUCCAAUAUCAGAACACCGUUCGGGUUUUGGUCAGGGGGGCCGUUUUUCCCGAUCACGCCCUUCCAGGUCUCACUGUCAUGGCCCACGUGAACGUUGAAAUCCCCCAGAACAACGAGGGAGUCCACAGCAGGGCCGCCCUCCAGCGCCCCCUCCAAGGACUCCAAGAAGGGUGGGUACUGUGAACUGCGGUUUGGUGCAUAAACACAAACAACACUGAGGACCGGUGCCUCCAUCUGAAGGCGGAGUGAGGCUACCCUCUUGUCCAAUGGGGUGAACCCCAACGUACAGGCACAGAGACUUGAGGCACUCAGUAUGCCCGCACUUGCUUGGUGCCUCUUCUUCUUUUCCUUUGGGCUUGUCCCGUGCGGGGUGGCCUCAGCGCGUCAUCCUUUUCCACGUCAGCCAAUCUCCUGCAUCCUCCUCUCCAACACCAACGGCCCUCACGUCUUCCCUCACGACAUCCAUCAACCUUCUCUUUGCUCUUCCUCUUGCUCUCUUGCCUUGCAGCUCCAUCCUCAUCAUCCUCACUCUCUCUCCUCCGGACGUGUCCAAACCAUCCGAGUCCGCUCUCUCUCUAACUUUGUCUCCAAAACAUCGAACCUCGGCUGUCCCUCUAACGAGCUCAUUUCUAAUUUGAUCCAACCCGGAACCUCAACAUCUUCAUGUGCUCUGCUUCCUGUCGUCUCUUCAGUCUCUCUCUCUCAUGCGUCCAUCGUGGCCGGCCUCACCACUGUCUUACAAACUUUGCCCUUCAAUUCUAGCUGAGACUCUUCUGUCACGCGACACACCUGACACCUUCCGCCAUCUGUUCCAACCUGCUACACGCCACUCAAUGUGGGCAACUCCAGAGUGGAAGAGAGUCCAACCCCUCUGAGGAGGACUGGUACCAGAGCCCAAGCUGUGUGUGGAGGUGGGCCUGACGAACUCUCGUCGGAACUUCUCAACCCUGCGCACCAGGACAGCCUUUUAAGUAUGCCUCGUUUGCCAUUCUGCACGAGAUAUAGUGCAGUCUAUCUGACUCUGCUGGACCAUGCUGGCCUCGGCCUGACCCUGUUCGCUUCUACCAGGCUCCUAGUAUGCGCUAGUAGACUGUGCUACACUUGAGUGGACUCUGCCUGACUCAUAUGGACUCCACUGAACCAUGCGGGACUCUAGUUUUCUUCAUUUUGCAUUAAUUUCCUUGGACCCCCGCCAGCACGACAUGGAUGCCAGACCUUCAGGUGGCGAAACCAGCACCAAGACCAGCAUUACGAACAGGACCGGGACCAGCCGUCCCUAAGCCCGCCUCCAUCAUGGCGGAGUCUGGUCUUCAGUUUUCGAUCGGUGACUUCGGCAGUAGCAUUCUCAGCAGCCUGAAUCAGCAAAGACUUCUAGGACUCCAUUGCGACGUCUCAAUCCUGGUCCAGGGUCAGGUCUUCAAGGCCCACCGCGCCGUCCUGGCCGCGUCCUCUCUUUACUUCCGAGACCUGUUCAGCGCCGAGUCGUCCGACUCCUCGGAGUGGUCCCGGUCUACGUACGAGCUUCCGUCAUCGGUGACGCCAUCUUGUUUCCGUCAGAUCCUGACAUUCUGCUACACGGGCUGCCUCAACAUGGUCGCCAGCGAGCAGCUAGUCCUCAUGUACACGGCCGGCUACCUGCAGGUCCAGAAUAUUGUAGAGAGGAGCCUAGAGCUCAUGAAGACCAAUACCACGUCCUCAUCGCCGCACUGCUGCGACUCACAGACAACUUCAGCAGACGAGCUCGGACCUUUAGAUCGCUCUGUGGUCGAGCUGCAGGGUUCCAGUCCAGACCCAUCCAUGAGUCCAGAGGACCUAAUGAUGGCCGUGAGCCGGAUCAAACAGGAACGCCAGGACACGCCUCCUGAGAACCACACAGGAACAACUCCAGAAGAACUGGAUGCCAGUCCUUGCCUGACUAGCGACCAGUCCUCUUGUGUCCUCAGAGGUGACUUUGCAGGGGCGCUCCAGACCACCAGAGGGGGUGCCGUUUGUUACUUGGGUGCAGCCGGGAGUCUGGUCCUGGGACUGCAGUCCUACCUCCUGGCAGGCGGGGGGCGCUCUAGUUCAGAAGCGUCCAGCCUGCCCACAGACUCGUCCCCCUCGCAAACCCCAACGGAGGAGGAGCCGGAGGACGGGGACUACGGCAACGCCACACACCUUGGAAUAUACCAAUACACGAUUGGACACCAGGGCCAGGAGAAGCCGGAGAUGCUGCGCCUGCGGCGUGCGUGCGUGGUGGUGGGCGGAGACAACAUGGCGCUGCCCGCCAGUCUGGUCAGUCAGAUCGGUUAUCGGUCCCACCCCGCGCUCUACGUCGAGGGAGAACCUGGACACAAGCUGGAGCUGGUGGCAGGUUCGGGCGUGUUCAUGACACGAGGUCAACUGAUGAACUGCCACCUUUGUGCGGGGGUGAAACACAAAGUUCUGCUCAGGAGGCUGCUGGCGACCUUCUUUGACAGAAACACUCUGGCCAAUAGCUGCGGGACCGGGAUCCGCUCCUCCACCAACGAUCCGAGCCGGAAGCCGCUGGACAACAGAGUGUUAAACGCCGUCAAACUCUACUGCCAGAACUUUGCUCCGAGCUUCAAGGAGAGCGAGAUGAACGUGAUCGCAGCGGACAUGUGCACCAACGCUCGCAGAGUUCGCAAGCGAUGGCUGCCCAAGAUACAAUCGCUGCUGCCCCACGGCAACAAGAACACCGACAGCAAAGUCCGCAGGGGGGCCGCGGGGCGAGGAGGGGGGGACGCUUCGGAAGCCGCCCCCUACCUAUGCCUGGAGGUGGGUGGGGAGGGCACGCAACAUCAGGACCAGCGCCACCGCCUCCUUCUGUGCACCACCUCCUCUUCGCCACACCCCGUGGACACUGACCUCAAGGGGGCGGAGCCUAACGACAGCCAAUAAGCUUCGGACUGCACCUGUCCAACUUCCUGUCUCUCCCCGAGCUCAUUACCCGUCUACCUGUUAUCCUACCUCAAGAUGUGCCCUACCUCGCUUCCCGUCCGUCCCCUGAAUCGUUUCUUGUCUGUCGCCUGCCUUGCUUCCUUUCUGUCCGCGACCGACUUCACUGUCCUUCUGCUCAGCCGCUCUGCUGCAUGUUACCAGCUUCCAGGCUGCUAGCGACAGGACUGCUGCUGCUGCUGAUGAUGUCAAUAAAGCUGAUUGAAAAUCUGA
This is a messenger RNA of Phyllopteryx taeniolatus (common seadragon), 5367 nucleotides long. RefSeq names its product nucleus accumbens-associated protein 2-like. Gene Ontology annotation, molecular function: RNA polymerase II cis-regulatory region sequence-specific DNA binding; DNA-binding transcription factor activity, RNA polymerase II-specific; protein binding. The transcript is spliced from 8 exons. NCBI's taxonomy places the organism in Eukaryota, Metazoa, Chordata, Actinopteri, Syngnathiformes, Syngnathidae. Gene Ontology annotation, biological process: regulation of transcription by RNA polymerase II. The record is from RefSeq and is a predicted model, not a curated record. Bases 3403 to 5097 code for a protein of 564 amino acids.